AUGCUGCCGACACCUGUCUCAUACCACACCAAGCGCGACUCAAUCUCUCGAUCUAAGCGACCGCUACGAGACGUCCUGCUUGCUCGUGCCCGAGUCACCAAUCUCGGUCUCUGCAUCCUGAUAUGCAUCGCCUCGGUUUCUCUGCUCGUCAACCUCGGAUACUACUCCUCGUCUGGCCCGACGACGCACCUGAUAUCAAGCGAACUGCUGCCACAUCCCGAAAUCUCGACUGUCGAGCAUGAUAGUCAAUUGCUGUCACUAGAUCAUCUGGUUAUGGUCCCAGGUCACGCCAUCUGGAAAGGCUCGAAGCCUGGACGGGUAUUGGACGAAGAGAACUGGUUGUUGGAGCCUUACCAGGCUACUAAAGGUCGGUUAGAGGCCUUUUACAACCAUAUUGCCCGAGGUGUAGAGACCACGCUGGGAGAUGAGCAUGCGCUGCUGGUCUUCAGUGGGGGCCAAACAAAGAAGACCUCCACGACUACUGAAGCCGAGUCGUACCUCCGUCUCGCGCACGCUGCCAGCAUGCUGCCUGAAGAGCACUUCACUCGUGUAACCACAGAGGACGACGCCCUGGACUCGUACCAGAAUCUGCUCUUCUCUAUUGCACGGUUCCACGAAUACGCCGGCCGCUAUCCAUCGCGAAUCACCGUCGUCGGGUACGAGUUCAAGCGCAGACGCUUCACUGAGCUCCAUCGCGCGGCCUUGCGUUGGCCCGACGACAGGUUCCACUACAUCGGAAUAGAUGCCGAAGGCGAGGAUCUCACGACGGCGCAGACCGGCGAGGUCAGUCGUAGAGAGAACGGGUUCCUCCCAUAUGCACAGGACGUGUACGGCUGCCACGACUUUCUACUUGCGAAGCGUCGCUCGCGAAACGUCGCCAACCGCUUCCACUCAUACUUCACAUCGUCCCCAGAGCUCGCUGGCCUCUUCAACUGGUGUCCAGGUCCCGACGAAGGCGGCCAGACUGCCCUAUAUGCGGGACCUCUUCCGUGGGAUUACUUGCGCUAA
Messenger RNA from Phanerochaete carnosa HHB-10118-sp, 1008 nucleotides. RefSeq lists its product as uncharacterized. NCBI's taxonomy places the organism in Eukaryota, Fungi, Basidiomycota, Agaricomycetes, Polyporales, Phanerochaetaceae. The transcript is spliced from 4 exons. The coding region runs from base 1 to 1008 and encodes 335 amino acids. The record is from RefSeq and is a predicted model, not a curated record. Gene Ontology annotation, cellular component: cytoplasm.